AUGUUCAUGCUAUUUACUGCACACCAACCCGCCCCCGCCGCCGCCGCCGCCGCCCCCACUGCCGAGGACUACGCUUCCGCUAGGAAGCUAGUUAGCGACGGCAUUUGGGGUAUUGUCAGUAGCUUGGACUAUCUAAACGGGAACUCUCCCUUCGGCAAUGUACUUUCGUACAGUGACGGAGGGAAAGGAGUCCCGUUUUUUUACUUGACGACACUCGACGAGGCGACUGCCAACUUUACGGCAGCGGACUCGAGGGCGUCACUGGCAGUCAGCCAGUACGCGGUGGAUGGGUGCCCAGGACUGGACCCCCAGGAGCCACUCUGCUCCAAGGUUACCCUGUCGGGUAACCUUGUCAAACUCGACCCCCAGUCCAGGGAGGCCGAGUUUGCCCGAGCGGCACUACUCAAUCGCCACCCCCGUUUCUCAAAUCUUCCUCCAGCAGGGAAUUUCCAGCUUUACAAACUGAAGAUCAAAGGAAUUUUUUUAAUAAAUUCUUACAAAGAUAGCCCAAAGAAGCUCAGCGUGAGGGACUAUCUCAAAGUAGCAUAA
Erythranthe guttata (spotted monkey flower) is the source of this 549-nucleotide messenger RNA. RefSeq lists its product as uncharacterized. The record is from RefSeq and is a predicted model, not a curated record. Lineage: Eukaryota; Viridiplantae; Streptophyta; Magnoliopsida; Lamiales; Phrymaceae.